This is a messenger RNA of Hypanus sabinus (Atlantic stingray), 4584 nucleotides long. It is a transcript of the gene haus6, whose product is annotated as HAUS augmin-like complex, subunit 6. The coding region runs from base 172 to 3249 and encodes 1025 amino acids. Gene Ontology annotation, molecular function: microtubule binding. The transcript is spliced from 17 exons. Gene Ontology annotation, cellular component: HAUS complex; mitotic spindle microtubule. The record is from RefSeq and is a predicted model, not a curated record. Gene Ontology annotation, biological process: spindle assembly. Lineage: Eukaryota; Metazoa; Chordata; Chondrichthyes; Myliobatiformes; Dasyatidae.
GAAACGGCGGAGGGAGCGCGAGUGAGCGGGAGUUGGAUUUGGAGAGAGCGAGCUUUGUUGGGGCCGGUACCGGCACGGUGUAGCGGGAGCCGGCCCAAUAUCGGACCGGUGCUCGGCGCGGGAUAAGCUGGCGCUUGGUGGAGUGUAGUGGCUUCAGGGAGGGCCGAGCGGAUGGCGGGGGACUGGCGGAAGGAAUACCUGUGGAAGACGCUGCUGGCCCUCGGCUUCCCGCCGAUCGGCGACGAGCAGCGAACGGCAAACCGCAUUGUCUAUAACGUGGACAUGUUUGACAAGCCAAAUGUGGAAGCAUUCCAUUUUGUUGCAUACUACUUGUUCUUGCAACUGGACCAAAUGCGUGCCAAUGUUGUCUUCAGGGAUUGUUGGCCUAUUUAUGAUAAGAAAAGUGCUGCAUGCUUCAGAAAAGCGUGUUAUGAGUGGAUGAAAAAGAUUGCUGAAGAAGUUGGAAAUGGUUUUCCUCAAGUUGUGGCUUCUUUAUUUCUUUCUCCUGGAGGUCCUAAAUUUAUUAAUCUUAUGUACGCUUUUGCAAAAUAUGUACUCACGCACAAGUUAAAUAUACAAAUUGAAAAGAACAACUGGCGCAACAAGAGAGUAAGGGGAAGAUCACAAGACCUUCAUAUAGCAGCAAUGAAAUGUUGUGUUGCACGUAGCCAGUUUAUAGAAGGAAUUCAGAAAGAAGCUUUUGUCGUUGAAGAAUAUAAAAGAAGGGAAGCAUUACUGGUUAAAGAAAAUCAAGCCUUGGAGAAACAGCAUAAAGAAAUGAAGGUCCUACUAGAAAAAGCUGCCAGUGGCUUCACAGAAGAAAGUUUUCCAGAACUGAAUGAGCCACGUGAGAUGUGGAACACAGUAAUGGACACGUUGUUGGAGUUGGAGAAAGAAAAGGAAGUUAUUGAUUCCAUAAUGGAGGGUCGUGUAGACAUGAGUAUUCUUGAUGGGACUGAUGUUGUAUUAAAAGUUCCAAGACCAUUAAUAAUUAAGAUUGAACAAGAAGCAGAUCAAAUUGAUGAUCUGUACAAAGCUGGUAAACUGAAUCUUUCAGCCGUAACCCAGCUGUGCAAUUGGUCUCUCAGACUUCUUGGUGACCAGCGUGACCAAGUAGGCUCAGCGGAAUUAGAACGUCGUCCUUCCUUGGAGAAUUUAGCAGAAUUUCUGAAAAAUGAGCUAAUUGAAAUGAAGGAAAAAAGCCAGAAGAUAACACAAGAAGUAGUUCCCUCUGUGAAACAAUCAAUAGCCAAAAUGGAAAGCACAUGGGACAAGAAAUGGGAGCAGUAUUUGCAUAGAACAGGAUUUUCCCCAAUGAGGAAAAAAUAUCCUGUCCUUGAUCUUCUACCGACCAUGCCAACUUUAUCAUUUGAGCCUGCUUCAGAAGAAGCUUAUAAAAGCAGUAUAUUUUAUUCACACUCUGCAACACUUUCAGGGCUUGAAGAAUCCUGUACAAAAUCUUCUGAAAGAGAUGACGCUGGUAUCUUGAGCAUUUCAAAUGACUCCAAUGAUCUAAGCAUGUCAAAACUUCAGUGUUCAGAAUGCUUCACCCCUUCUAUCAGAAAACUAAAUGAGCAAAUUAGUUCUUCAUGUUUUACAGAGGAAUCAAUUGAAGUACCAUUGGUAAUGGGGCAGCCUCUUGAAAGUAGAUUGGAGAGUUCAUACGUUGAUAAAAUGGAAACAUGGCAUAAGGACAAAGAUCAAAGUCCACCACUUUUGAAUAAGCCUAAAGGGAAUAUUUUUAAAGGAAAUGAACCAUAUCAAAAGACUGUUGACCAGUUGGCUGAAGAGGUAGUAGAUACUGUAACAAAAGAUUCAUCUGGAGUAUUUCAAAAGGAAGAUCUAGUCCAAGAAAGUAUUCUUUUCUCAUUGUCUAAUAGUCCCUUCAUUACACAAAGCGAGCUACCAAGAACACCUGAAAAUUUGAUUUCAGAUAUUAGAAACAGCUGGCGAUGUGCAGUUCAAGAAUCUGAACUCGAGCGAAUGAAAUGCCAGGAGUCUGUGUCUACACAUACAAAAUGGGCUAACUAUGCAAAUGACCCAGUUCAGCUGGAACUUGAUGAAUCAUCAUCUGCAGCGUAUAGAAAGGUUGGAUCUUUUCAGGAGACUACUCCCUCAGCUGUGACUGAACUUCACUGUACUGACAUUGAUAAAACAGGAAGCUGGGGUAGGACUCCAUGCAAUCCUGACGUAGUGACAGCUAAUUCAAACCAUCUUUCCACCAGAAAUGAAAAGUGGGCUCUGGGUAUGGCACAGUUUGAUUACAGAGACCCAGGAAUGGACUAUUCAAAUAUGGGAUCUGAAAAUGAGCGGCAUAACUCCAAUAGUGAAACUGCAAGUAAUGAUAAAGAUGGUGUGCUGAUUGGUAAACUUCUGUCUCCAUUUUCUGCUUCCCAGGAUUUCUGUUCUAGUGAAGGUGCCAAUAAACAUUCUGGAAAUCUCAUAAACAAUGACGAGAUUGAUCUUGGUCAUUCUCAACGAUUUUUGUCUCUUGAUAAAUUGAAUCCCAAAUCACCAAUUAAAAAGGAGAAAUUAUCGAAAAGUUUCAUUUUGGAAAUGUACAAAACCAAUGAAACUUUGGAGAAUCCCAAAUCCUAUAAUUCUCUAGAUACUGAAUGUGAAUUGGAUAGUACAUUACCUUGGAGUCAAUCACAGAAUGUAAACACUACUCCACGCGAUUCAUUGAAUUCUGUAACGUUUGGAAUUCUGCAGGAGACAAUUCCUGAUGUCCUUGGUAAUAAUGACAGUUUGAACAGCACUAUGAGUCCCAAUGUUGAUCGGCUGGAUGAGCCUCAUUUGGAUAUGAAAAAAUUGCAGAAUAGAUGGGAGCAGCUUCAUCAGAGGACUUUGGCUGUUAUUGCAUCUGAUGCAAGUGAAAAGAUAAACUUAGCUGAAAAUAUGGGAGCUUUUAAUUUCCAGAAUUACACUGAUAGUAAAGAUCAGUGCAAGUCUGAACUUCCUUGUGAAGUAGACUAUAUAAGUGAGGAAGCUGGCAAACUGCUUACUCGGGAAUCAACAUCUUUGAAAGCUCUUUCACCAGUUUCUUUUGGAUCUCAGAAACCUGGUUUUUCUUUGGGCAGCUCUUCAUUUAAUAUCUUGGAGCUUCAAGAUGACCUUAUUGAUCCUUCUCCACUCAAUCCUUUUCAGGAUGAAGCAUCUCAAAGGACAUGUCUUGCCAAAUCAGAACCAUCUUCUGUCACCCUGGAUCCUUUCUCAGAUAAUGGAGUGGAACAACUAAUAAUGUUUUAAUAGGGACCGAUGGCACAAGUGCAACUCGGAGGAAAAAAAUCUGUUGACCAUGAUGCACUUUUGGUAUUUGCAGUUGGACAACCAUUGGAAUAAGCGAUACAGCAGAUCUUGUUCUAACAUAAGGUUAAUUGCACUUUGACCAUAUAUCUAAUCCAAUUAUCUGUUCUUGUUUGUGAAGUAGAAAAUUCUGUUUACCAGCAGAUGGUGUUUCAUGUAAAGUAUUGUAUAGAUCUUUUUGUAUAGAUUUAUGUAUAGAUGUAACAUACACAAGUUGAGUUUAUUAGAAGCCGUAACAUUAAUCUUGAAUAGGGAUCCAAACUAAAUUCAUCCAAUUUCAAGUAAUUCCGACUGCAAAAACUGUCAGAAAUGUAGUAUUAAUUCAUCUUUAAAAUGCCAGCAAUGCCUAGUUGAUUUAUGCAGUUCAGUAAUUAUAGGUUUGACAUUGUUUGAUUAGAAUCCAGAAUUCUGGUCAUGUAUUCUGGAUUUAAUUAAUUGGGAACAUGGCUGCAGAUCAUAAAACUAAAUGGGAACUCAGUGGGUUGAGCAGGGAGUGGAUGAAAAGGAAGUGCUGAGGGGCAAAUUGUCACUGCUUUGUGUUCAGAACAAACAUCAGGGCUGAGAGUGGAUGGAAGAUUGUAAGUCCUGAGGGGUUGAACAGAGAAGGAAUGAGGGAUAAUGAGCAGAUUAAGCCAUAAAGAGUAAAGGUAGAAUUAGGAGACAAGCUGGAUAUGCUGGGUGAAAGUAGAUGAGGGGAGGGGGAAGAAAGGGAAGGGGGGGACAAUAAGAACACAAAGGCAACCUGCUUAUGUUUCCAGCACUUCUUUCGUGCCCUGCUUAUCACUCUACAACAUCUAUUUCCCUCUGCCGUCCUGGCUUCAUCUGCCUUUUUAUUUUCCUUGUCUGUUUCCACUCAUCGCCUUAGCCUUUGCUUCUCAGCUCCACCUCUCCCCUACUUGGUUCCAUUGGUCCAUUAAGUCUCAACACUCCUCAGCAUCUCUCACCUACUCUCUCUGUCCCUCCGUUCCCCCCCCCCCCCCCAAUUCCCUCUCUUUAAACUGGAUACCUUCGCUCUUCAUUCUCCGUCCUGAUGCAGGGUCUUGACCUGAAAUGUAAACUCUCCCCUCCCCACAUCACCCAUCCCUCCCCCCAUAUAGAUACCGUACAACACACUGAGAUUCCCAGCAGGUUUUUAUAAACAACUGGGAUUUGGUUCAGAAGCUUCCCUUUAGCAGGAUUUAUCAAAAAAUGUAAACUACUUGUUAUUUCACCCCAGCCUUUGUACUUUUUUUAACCUUGCAAAAAAAAUCAUUUGCCAUUAAAGUGAAAGUGACUUUC